AUGCAAGUUCUAGUAUGUUCUUUUUUUAUUUCUGCUCUUGUUUUGGUGACUUUUGCGCAAGUCCCAUCAUACAUUAAAGUUUGUGGACGGAAAAAUCCUCAAUUAAAUCUAUGCAUAAAAAACAGCGUCGAAUCUCUCCGGACAAAACUUCGCACAGGCAUACCCGAGCUUAAUGUUCCGGCUAUAGAAUACUUGGAAAUUGAAGAAGGAUUACCCUUAGCUAAUUCUAAUGAAAUCAAAGCCUCAGCGAAGCAAGUUAAACUUUUAGGAUUACCCGGCUUCAUCAUCAAUAACAUUAAGAUGGACCUGAAUGCUAAAUCUAUCGAUAUUGACGUAUCGUUCAAAGAAGUUCAACUGGAAGGUGAUUAUGAUGUCACUGCGAAAAUAAUUGUUCCAGUAUCUGGAAAAGGACCUAUCAAAAUUGAUGCACCAUCAUAUAUACCAAUAUGUGGUCGAAGAGAUCCAAAUUUGAACGAGUGUAUUAUAAAAAGUGUAGAUAAAUUACGUCCAAAACUACGCGAAGGAAUACCUGAGCUCAGUGUGCCUCCGGUGGAUCCUGUUUUCCUCAAAGAUGGACUUCCAUUAAGUGAUUCUCCGGACUUCAAAGCUGGAGCAUCAAAUAUUAAAAUUUACAAUGCUCUUGACUUUGAAGUUAGAGGGCUGAACGUAGAUCUUGAAAAUCAGAAAAUAGAUGUUCGUCUUUUUUUUAAAAGAUUAAGGUUGACGGGCGAUUAUGACGUAAAAGCCAAAAUCAUAGUUCCAGUUGAAGGAACCGGUCCCAUUGAAAUCGACAACAAGGACAUCGAAUCUAACUCAACAAUGGUAUACCAGUUAGUGAACACUAAGAAAGGCAAACAGAUGUUCUUCUCCAGCAUGAAAAACAAACUGAAAAUUGGGGACUACAAGUCAGUUUUUACCGCUAAAACUGGACCAACUGCUACAUUCUCUGAAGCAGUUAAUGCCGUAAUCAACGGAAAUAGACAAGAAAUCCUUGAUACCAUUACUCCUCAUAUCGAAAAAGCAGUAUCCGCAAAAAUACUUGAAAUAGCCAAUCAAAUAUGUAAAAACUUCACAUAUGACGAAUUAUUCCCCGAUCGAGAAUAA
This is a messenger RNA of Cotesia congregata, 1104 nucleotides long. The record is from the annotation of a GenBank genome assembly. NCBI's taxonomy places the organism in Eukaryota, Metazoa, Arthropoda, Insecta, Hymenoptera, Braconidae.